Molecule: messenger RNA, 1068 nt
Organism: Suillus subalutaceus
Lineage: Eukaryota; Fungi; Basidiomycota; Agaricomycetes; Boletales; Suillaceae
Exons: 4
Coding region: 85-963 (292 amino acids)
Source: RefSeq, a predicted model, not a curated record
ACUUUGGAGAAAACCGGACCAACGGAUAGUUCAAAGUUGUCGACGAUCAAGCAACAGCUGGGUCCUCAGCAGAAACUCCGUAUAAUGCUUCUUUCCUGUACAUUCGCAAACGCAAACAUUCCGGCUCCGAAAAGACACACGGGAACCGGGUAUCCUUCAAAUUAUCACAGUGAAAGCUCUCUUCAGUCCUCUAUGAGUCGGGGAUUACAAUUGAGUCAUCGGAAAAACUUCAAGUUGCAGUGCCCGACUCACGUUACUCAUCAAUGUCCGAUUGAUACGUAUGUGUUUAUUAUGGACCUUUCAUUGGCCGCCCUUUCACUGUCUCUCUGUUUUCGUUCGCCUCAUCCCUUCCUUUAUACAUUCUCAAUUUGGCUGUUGAGCCACUCACCAAUGUAUAAAGCCUGGGCAUUUACCCUCGAAAUCGAUGGCAGAACUACCGUGACACUCAGUGCCUUCUCUCCCAGCAGCGCACAAAGCCCUUCAUCUCAUCUCAUCUCAUCUCAUCUCGAUCAGCAAUUAGUCACCUUUCGAACUCGUAUCACGUUUCUAGCAACAAGUAUGCAGGCAUUCAACCCAAAAGUCGAUGUGUCAGCGGUCUCAGAUACCGUUGCUGCACUGCAGAACGUUCUCGCGCGUUCGCAAGUGAUCGAGUAUCAAUUCCGUAGCGGGUAUAUCAAGCCAUUUAUUGAUAAUGACCAGACGUCAGACCUUGGAACCCCCUACUCUCGAGCAAGUCAUAUCAACCACACCAUCCAACCCAGAAAUUUGCCCAGGGGAUUUUCAUCGACUAUUUGGCGGUUGCCAACAGAAAUCCUCUCAUACAAGACAAGUACUUGUUACCCGCAUUUCAACUCCAUCCUCCACGGACAUGCACCGCCAACCGGAAGUGCUGAUAGGAGACUUUCUUGCACUCAAGGAGCUCACUACCCGCUCUGCUUCCUCCUUUAUACCUCAAGCAGUUAGUGUGUCGGCCAGUAAAAACCGCGCGUCACGGAUGACGGCGAAGUCAAGCGACGUAAAGUGCCAUUCGGAGUGACCCGUGCUUUGCCAGAAUUAUGUUUCAAGGAU